CUGAAAGCUGGUCUAAUGACGCUAAUGAGAUCUCAUUUCCCAUUUUCAUUCACGUGCGUUCUUCUUACGUUUAUCGGUUUGUUCUGAAUCGCAGGAGAAACAUACCAAAUUAGAACGCCUUUUUGAGAAAUGAACUGGCUUAAUUUGGCUUAAACUGUUAACAGAAUGUCUAUAGGCCAUGUCGUUCUGUUUAUAUAAUGACGAAUCGAACUCUUUGAACAUGAAUUACAAAGGAAUCUUUGCUCUCGAUUAUCUUGGCCACAGGAUUUGAAUUUCUAGUUUAGCGACCGGGCCAUCGUGACAAAGUCGCCUCCAACCGCCUCAAAAAAUGCCCCGUGCCUCUCGGCGGUUGGAGGCGACUUUGUCACAAAAUUCAAAUCCUGUGGCCAAGAUCAUCGGUUACGGAUCGAGACGGAGAAAAAACGGAAAGCAAGAGCUGGAAAACCCGCGAUUCUCGGGUGGUUAAGAUAAACUUUGGAACGUUGGGAGAAAGCGAAUGGGAAGAAGAGUAAUCGACGGCUGCCAUGAGGCAAUUUUGACGAGAUUAGACUAUUUUUGUGGAAUUUUCGGAGCUUUGAGUGCGGGCCAUCGGGCCAGUGGGUCGCCCGCCUUUCGUUUUCUUUAGGGGAAGCAAACCGCUCGAAAGUAAAACUCGCCAAAAUGGCUCUAAACCACCUCCAGGAACCCAGAGGUAACCCGUUUAAUAUUCCCAGCGACAAAUCCCCAGACAAAUAGUCUGUUAUUGUUAAAUUGCACGCUGAAAACCAUACUCUGUUCAGCGGUAUCACCGCGUUUUAGGCUGCUUAAUUAAGGGGGAACCCACUCCACCACCCCACGCCCCACUUAAACUGAGUAGGAAGGAGUUAGCAAUAUACGCAGGGGAACACAAUUUUUUUUAAUUUUACCACCUUAGUUUUUCAGGAUGAACCAACAGCUCGAUGACAAAGAAAAGGUUUCUUCGAUACUAGAUGAUCAAUACUCGACAUUUCCAACAGGGAAGGAAAGCAAACAGAACACCAGUGCGCUCGUGAGCUUCCCAAAGAGAUACAUUUUGUUACUGAUGAUUUUUAUUGGUUUUGUGAAUAUCUACGCCAUGCGGGUCAACCUUAAUGUGGCUCUGGUGGCAAUGGUUAACAAUCAAACAGCGAUUAGACAAGGAGUUAAAAUAACGAAGCAAGCUGAAUUUGACUGGAAUUCUAAACUGCAAGGUCUUGUCCUUGGCGCAUUCUUUUACGGUUACUGGGUUUUACAGAUCCCAGGAGCUUGGCUUGCUAUUAAAAUUGGUGGCACACGUGUGUUUGGUUAUGGCGUUCUUUUGACAUCUUUGUUGGCUAUUCUUACUCCAAUAGCUGCCCGAUAUCACGUCAUGGCCUUAGUUGGUGUUCGAAUUUUCCAAGGUUUGUUUUUGGGGGUAACAUUCCCUUGUAACCAUGCCAUCUGGAGCAAGUGGGCUCCCCCACUGGAGCGAAGCAGUUUAAUUACCAUAUCCAUAGCAGGAUGUCCAUUUGGAAAUAUAGUCGCCAUACCACUAACAGGAGUUUUAUCCAAAUACGGCUUUGAUGGUGGUUGGCCGUCAGUGUUUUAUUGUAUAGGAUUGUCAGGUAUAGUUUGGUAUUGUGCUUGGGAGAUGAUUGUCCACGACUCACCCUUAGCUCAUCCUACUAUAUCAACAGCAGAGAAAGAUUUUAUCGAGACAAGUAUUAGAGGAUCCAGUGAUUCAGCUGAAUUUGAGCAUCUUCCGUGGUCAGACAUUUUAAGGUCACCUGCAGUGUGGGCCAUUGUAUUCGGCCACUUUGGUGCGUGCUGGGGAUAUUACACGUUAUUUACCGGCAUGCCCACUUAUUUUAAAGAUGUUCUGGAUUUUGAUAUCGAACAGACUGGAUUCUUGGCAGCCUGUCCAUACCUAUUUAAAGCCAUUCUAGGUCCCUUAGGAGGGGUGACAGCUGACGCGCUCAUAAGAUACAAAAUUUGUAAAAUUGUCACAGUACGAAAGAUUUUCUAUGCAGCAGGUUGUCUGUUAGCUGGAGUAUUUAUCGUAGCAACAGGCUACACUCAACAAAGAACGACAAGUGUGAUAUUCCUGGUGUUAGGUGUCGGAUUCUCGGGUUUAAAUGCUAUUGGUUACGCUGUCAAUCACCUGGAUAUUGGUCCGCCGUUUGCUGGCAUUCUUAUGGGGCUAACUAAUACGUUUGCAUCAACUCCUGGAUUUAUAAGCCCACAGAUAACUGGAUUUGUCACAUCAAAUAAAAAACAAGAAGAAUGGAGGAUAGUAUUUUGGAUCACCUUGAUAGUUUAUGUUACCGCUGUGUUUUUCUACACUUGGCUUUGUUCUGGUGAACGUCAACCAUGGGCAUCAGUAAAUAAACGGCAAGUAGUGGAAAAGGACACUUAGCCUCCAUCACGAAAGCAGAUCUUACUAUCAAACUUCCGAAAAUAAGCAAGAAGAGCCUGUCAUUUCUAAAGGAGUUAUAUGUGCGCAUUCUAUGGACUCAUUCCAAAGGAGUCGGCGAACAUUUCUUCCCAACACCAUAAAUAUCUUAUGAUAAAAGCUAAGUUAUUUAAGAACUGGCGAGGAGGAGAAACUGCCGAUAAGUGUCAUUUUUCUGACAGAUUCCUAACAAAACCUGGCCCAGAUUCAAAGCUGACGCUCGAAGAGGAAUUCCUUAUUGUUAUGAUGCGACUGAAAGUGGGAUUGUUUCAGAAGGAUUUAGCCCAUAGAUUUAGUAUGUCUGAAGCAACCAUAACUCGAGUAUUUACAUCAUGGAUCAACCUUACGUAUCUUGAACUCAAGGACCUUGUGUGAAUGCCUAACUGAGUCUUCAGAGAAGGCAAAGCAAUUUGGAAGGUUUCCCAGGGUUAGAUACCGUCGAGUCCGAUGAGUUGUUUCAAGAUUCAAGUUAAAGAGAAGCCUCAAUAUCCGAAGAAGUUUCUUGAGCAUAAUAUCCUCAAUAAAUGACUCAUCAGGGUUCAUUUCUCCAUUCGUCCUGACUGCCAAAAUCAUCCUCGAGAUCUUAUUCUGUCGGAGAAAGUCGACUUGGUACACUACUACUCUGCGUAACUGUUUACCCUCAAACACAGCGGAACAUUGACUGAGACAAUGAGUAGAUUUCUCCUAUCGCCACAUUAUUUUCACAGAGGAUAGUUUCCCUCUAUGUUGUCAUACAUAGAAAGGCUUCUAACUGCGGAACAAAAAUCCGAACCUCCGGCUGCGACCACCUCUCAGCGACCAGUUUUCCCAAAUACCAAAAGUUUCCCAGUCAAAUCACUACAUUUGGAACCUCUUGUAAGCGACCACCUCUCGCAAACGAACGCGACCACUUUUAAAGCUGAAAGUUUGAAAUUUUCUUUUGUUUUUAACCUUCCGUAAGCGACCACUUGAUAGAUAAUAGAGAGGAAACUAGAAAAUUUGUUGUAACAUUAUCGUAUUCCUGGAUGGUGCAAGAGACGGAAAUUUCUCAAUGGCAGGAACCGGAUUUUUUUUCUGGAAAUUGACUUUUCCCACGAAUAAAACAUUGCAUCAGCAUUGGCGCAUGGAGCAAGUCUUAGCAGUUACCAUGUGCACUUCUCGAGUUCUCAAAACUUCGAAAGUGCUUAUAUGACUCAACAAUCACAGCAGGAGGUGCAAAUUCACCAUUAAUGGACUUUCAAGGUCAAGAAACUCUGACAAAACUUUCAGCACGUUCAUUUUUGGCUCUCUUGUGAGGCUAUGCCAAACGGCAUAGCUAUUAUCAGGGCAUAACGAGAGAGGCAGUUCACCCUACAUAGCGUAACACAUAAUCACCAGGGCUGGGUUGGUCGAAAGCCGGUUAACACUAACCAGGGAUUAAAAGUUAACCGAAGUAUUAAUUUUUCUCGCAAAAAAAAUGUUUUUUACUGCUUACGUUUUGUGUAGUUUGAGCAUAAUCAAGCUCAAAACGGAAGGAAAAACAGUUUAAACAGAAAACCUUACCGAAAAGUUACAAAACUCAAAUCAAAAUUCUCGCUAAUCCUGGGUUAGCUUAAUCGGGCUUUGAACAACCCGGCCCAGACCUCAAUGCCUAUUGAAGACUAGUAAAGAGUAACCAAACCAUUUCAAGAGGCUACAUCCUGACUCGGCAAACGAGAUACUAUAUUUCAUCAUUGAUGUGCUAUCAUGACACUAACUCUGACAACAAGGCUACAAUGGCAACAGAACAAGAGGCCUGAAUACCACUGCAAUGGUUCAAAACGUUUUAUGGUAUUCAGAACCAAGAUGGUGGAUUUAUUUCUUGUUCUCUAGUUAUUUUUUUUUUACUUUCAUUUGGAUUUCCAAAGUUGUUUCAAGAAUUCAGUUGUAAGACUGACAGCUUGAAAAUCGCUAAGAAACCUAGUUGAGUGUCGAUGUCCCAUGAUCAUGAACAAAGGUGAAACAUUUAGCUCUUUAUCAACUUGAAGUUGAAAGAGACCAAUAAACCACCGUAGCGAGUC
Orbicella faveolata is the source of this 4446-nucleotide messenger RNA. RefSeq names its product vesicular glutamate transporter 2-like. Gene Ontology annotation, cellular component: membrane. The record is from RefSeq and is a predicted model, not a curated record. Gene Ontology annotation, biological process: transmembrane transport; monoatomic anion transport. Lineage: Eukaryota; Metazoa; Cnidaria; Anthozoa; Scleractinia; Merulinidae. Gene Ontology annotation, molecular function: transmembrane transporter activity.